AUGGGCUCGUUACAGAACAAAGAUGUCGGUCUCGGCCAAGACUUCACGAAGCAGGUCAUUGCCUCCAUGGGCAAGGAGACCGACCCCAGGCUCCGUGUCAUUCUCACUUCCUUCAUUCAGCACAUCCACGACUUUGCGCGCGAGGUCGACCUCACCACGGAUGAGUGGAUGAUGGGUGUCAACAUGAUCAACUGGGCGGGCCAGAUGAGCAACGACCGUCGCAAUGAGGGCCAGCUCCUGUGCGACGUUAUUGGACUCGAAUCGCUUGUUGAUGAUAUCACAAACCAGGUGGCGACGAGGAACGGCCAGCCCGGCACCGCGACGGCUAUCCUCGGCCCCUUCUGGCGCGCCGACACUCCCGUUCGCAGCAACGGCAGCACGAUCGUGCUCAAGGUCCCAGAGGACGGUCAAGUUGCGUGGAUGUACGGUCAAGUAACAUGCUCCAACACCGGAAAGCCGUUGGCCAACGCGUCGGUUGAUGUCUGGCAAGCCUCAACAAAUGGUUUGUACGAGCAACAAGAUGCCGAUCAGCCUGAACACAACCUGCGUGGUGUGUUCAAGACUGACUCGGAGGGCCGCUAUGGCUUCUACUGCCUGCGACCCACCCCCUAUCCCGUUCCCGACGAUGGCCCAGCUGGCAAGCUGCUGGGACUCCUUCACCGCCACCCAUACAGACCGGCUCACAUUCACCUGAUUGUCCGCUCAGAGAGCUUCCAGUCUGUCACGACACAAAUUUUUGACGAGGACUCCAAGUACCUCGAGGAUGACUCUGUUUUCGCGGUGAAGGAUGGCCUUACCGUGAGGUUCUUGGAAAGGAAAGGCGAUGCUAAGGCUCCCUGGGAGCUUGAGUACAAUAUCAAGUUGGUCCCCAAGUAA
Molecule: messenger RNA, 876 nt
Organism: Colletotrichum gloeosporioides
Lineage: Eukaryota; Fungi; Ascomycota; Sordariomycetes; Glomerellales; Glomerellaceae
Product: Catechol 1 2-dioxygenase
Exons: 5
Coding region: 1-876 (291 amino acids)
Biological process (GO): catechol-containing compound metabolic process
Molecular function (GO): catechol 1,2-dioxygenase activity; ferric iron binding
Source: RefSeq, a predicted model, not a curated record